Messenger RNA from Cyprinus carpio (common carp), 1115 nucleotides. RefSeq names its product izumo sperm-egg fusion protein 1. The record is from RefSeq and is a predicted model, not a curated record. Gene Ontology annotation, biological process: fusion of sperm to egg plasma membrane involved in single fertilization; sperm-egg recognition; heterotypic cell-cell adhesion. Gene Ontology annotation, molecular function: protein binding involved in heterotypic cell-cell adhesion; signaling receptor binding. NCBI's taxonomy places the organism in Eukaryota, Metazoa, Chordata, Actinopteri, Cypriniformes, Cyprinidae. Gene Ontology annotation, cellular component: plasma membrane; acrosomal membrane.
UCACUUUUUAUAUUUUGAAGGCCACAACUUUGUCUCUACUAAAUGGCUUUUGCUUUUCUUUUCGGCUGGCUUUUGAUUCUGGGUUCAUGUCCCAGUGUGUGGUCCUGUCUGCAGUGUGACCAGGUGGUUCGUUAUGUGCAUGAAGACUUCCUGUCCUCUGUUAAAGACAUCACUGUCCGUGAUCAGAUUGAACUGAAGCAAAUCAUUGAGCAUGCUUACGUCAACUAUCGGGACACCAGCACACUGUCUCAUGGUGUCAUAGAUCCUACAACACUCUAUCGUGCACGGACAGAAUAUCAGAGUGAAUUCAAGAGGCACUGGAAAGAAGAUAGGACAGAUUCUAUUCAGUGGGAUAUGAUUAAUAUUGUGGAGAAAGGAAAGAGAAUCCUUCGGAAACAUUUGGAGGUUUUUGUUGCCCAAGGUCUGUGUCCAAAUAAAUGCGGGCUGUUGUAUCAAAGAGUGAUGAACUGCACUUCCUGUCAGUAUGGGCUCUUUACGUGUUUGUCAGCCACGCCGCCACUAGACUGUGGAGAGCAUCAUCUUGAGGCAGAUGAAGGAGAGGAGGUGGUGCUGGACUGUUUCCUGCCCUGGCACGCUCUUAUAGUUGGACAGACCGAGUACCAUUACUCCUGGCAUCCUGGAGAAAAGAAUCUGUCACAUGAUGGGGAGUAUGAAGGGCUGGUGGUGACAGAGGAGUCUAAAAUUGUACUCAAUCAGCUGAAAGUCAGUGAGGAAGGCACGUACCGCUGCCUCCUACAGGAUCCAAAGGGGACUGCAUUGUCCCUCAUGUAUUUCAAACUGAAAGUCAACCCACUACCAUCUACAACCCCUAGACUGAUCGUGACACUUCCGUCCCUGCCCUCGGGUUAUGAUGCCACACUCCACAGCCUUCAGAGGAACAGUUUUAUCAUUAUACUGAUUUUACUGACUAUACUCAGCAUCACAGGCAGUCUUGUCAUCAUAGUGAACCUCAGAGUGACCAUGAAGCGGCAGAAGGAUGCGAGAGACAGCAGGAGAGGAGGAGAGGGGGAGGAUGGGGAGGACAUUGAGCUGAUGAGUGUGACAGAAUGAGGGAUGUGAGCCAAAGAGACACAUGAAUAAAAGACUACAGAAGA